UACUUCAUUUACUUCAGAUCUAUCUCUCCAGCUGUUCUAAUAAUGUCCGUAGCCAGGGUCAUCAGAGGCCCGGCUGCCUUGCGUCUAAUUGCUGCUAUCUGUGUGGUGGUGCUAGUUUUUUUCAUAUACUGGAAGCAAGAUGAUGUUGACUUUACGAUGACGAUCGCGGCAAGAAGCACUAUACAUGGACACGGAGAAAGGAAAACCACGACCGAUACUAUACAAUCCUCGAGAAUUGCUAAGUUGAAGGAUUUCUGCAAGUCAAAUAUUGCUAAUAGCAAGGAAUUCCCUCCGCGGAAUCGGUUUGUUGUUAAUGAGAAAUACAAACUCUUGUACUGCCAAGUCUUUAAAACUGGAAGCACGACGACUUUAACUAUAUUACACAACCUGGAACACGGGGAGCGGAGGUCCACUCACGACAUGAGAUCCAAACUGGAUGAACUACCGUUUAAACGUCUUUCCGACUAUACAGAUGAAGAAGCUCGUUUACGUUUAGAGACGUAUGCCAAGCUUCUUAUUGUCCGCAAUCCACUAGAAAGGCUGGCUUCAGCAUGGCAGGACAAGUUCAUAUAUGCGCCAUCAGAAUUUUGGAGAAAAAAGUAUCAGUCUAUGACCGACACAAUAUCAAAAAAUUCUUCAAAUAAACAGGUAACACAAGAAGGUACUGGCCAACGAUAUCCGACAGUUCCAUUUACAGCGUUUAUUAAAGCAGUUGGAACAAACAAGACGGAGUGGCAAGAUCCACACUGGGAUUUGAUUUCGGAUUUAUGUGCUCCUUGUCUAAUUAACUACGACUUUAUUGUCCACACGGACACGAUAGCAGAAGACUACCCUUUGUUUUUUUUAAAGGCUGGAAUCGUCGGUCGAGAAGAUCUCCUGCCAAAAACAAGACAACAAAGGGCCGACACAAUGUUCUGGAACCUCUAUAAGCAGAUACCAAUAGAGGAUCUGUGGCGGAUUAAAGGAAAGUUCCAAGCUGAUUAUGACAUGUUUGGAUUUAGCUUUCAUAAUGACAUCAUCCGCCUGUUAGGAACAGAUUCUUUUUAGACGUGUAUAUGAACAUGUCCUUUUUAUUUUUAAUAUACCGCGAUUUUAAACUAUUAGCUUACAUCCAGAUUGUGUGUUUAUUGUGUAGGUCAUGUUUUCUAAGCGAUUUUUCAUAUACACAUUAUUAUGUGAUAUACUUAUUUUAGUGCAGAGUUUAAGCAUUUAAAACACAAAAAAACAUCGUGAUAAGGGAAAGCAGGUGACAAACGACUUAUAAAUAAAUGUAAAUGAAGAUUAAUGACAUCACCGCGUAUGUAAGGCGAGACUAGCCACACGAUUUCGUUCAUUAACAUACGGUUUUCUAUGUUGAGAAUUUGAACACAGGCACAGGCAGUCAAGUAGUAAUAUGUAAGCAAGAUAGGUCUUACAAGGCGGAUGGUGCAUGCAGGGUGAUGACGUUUUUUAAUUUCUAUAUUAAAAUA
Molecule: messenger RNA, 1469 nt
Organism: Branchiostoma belcheri (Belcher's lancelet)
Lineage: Eukaryota; Metazoa; Chordata; Leptocardii; Amphioxiformes; Branchiostomatidae
Product: carbohydrate sulfotransferase 10-like
Exons: 7
Coding region: 43-1047 (334 amino acids)
Biological process (GO): carbohydrate biosynthetic process
Cellular component (GO): membrane
Molecular function (GO): sulfotransferase activity
Source: RefSeq, a predicted model, not a curated record